Molecule: messenger RNA, 3292 nt
Organism: Rubroshorea leprosula
Lineage: Eukaryota; Viridiplantae; Streptophyta; Magnoliopsida; Malvales; Dipterocarpaceae
Source: the annotation of a GenBank genome assembly
GAAAAUAAAUACAGUAAAAUAGAAGACAGAAAAUUUUUGAAGUUUCGCAUAUAUGGUGAAAUGUCUCUUUGUGCGCCACGUGGUGUCGGCGACAUGAGACUGUUGUUUCCGGUGGCUGGAUUGACACCCCGUAAGCUCAAUCGGGAAAGCAAUGCGUUUGAGUUCCGGUUCGGGUUUGGGUUGCACCGGAAGGAGGAGGUGCGGCGUAGGAGGCUGAGGCUCAAGCUCACCGCGGAACUAUCCAACUAUUUCUCCCUCAACUUGGAUUUGGACUCUCGGGAAUUGAAGACAGUCCAGUCUCAUGAUGUAUCACAGUUACCAUGGGUUGGUCCAGUUCCAGGGGAUAUUGCAGAAGUUGAGGCAUAUUGUAGAAUUUUUAGAGCUGCUGAAAUGCUUCAUGCUGCUUUGAUGGACACAUUAUGUAAUCCAUUGACUGGUGAAUGUAGCGUUUCAUAUGAUUUCACUCCUGAGGAAAAACCAUUAGUGGAGGACAAAAUAGUGUCUGUUCUUGGUUGCAUGAUAUCCCUUUUAAACAAAGGAAGAGAGGAUGUUCUUUCUGGAAGGUCCUCAAUUAUGAGUGUGUUUCAGACUGCAGAUGCUGGUGUGGUUGAGGAUAAGCUUCCACCACUUGCUGUUUUCAGGGGUGAGAUGAAAAGGUGUUGUGAGAGCUUGCAUAUUGCCCUUGAAAACUAUUUGACACCUUCUGAUCAUCGAAGCCUGGACAUAUGGAGGAAGUUGCAGAGGUUAAAGAACGUCUGUUAUGAUUUGGGUUUCCCACGUAAGGAAAACCAUCCUUGCCAAGCACUUUUUGCAAACUGGGAAACUGUUUAUUUUUCCACUUCUGAAGAUGAAGCACAGGCAAGAGAUUCAGAGGUAGCAUUUUGGAGGGGUGGUCAGGUAACAGAGGAAGGUCUGAAAUGGUUGAUUGAUGGAGGAGUUAAGACCAUUGUUGAUCUUAGAGCAGAGACCGUUAAGGAUAAUUUUUAUCAAGCAGCAAUGGAUGAUGCUAUUUUGUCUGGGAAAGUUGAAUCAAUAAAAAUUCCAGUAGAAGUUGGGAUGGUACCUUCCAUGGAGCAGGUUGAGAAGUUCACUUCUUUGGUUUCAGAUUGUAGCAAAAGGCCCAUCUAUCUUCAUGGCAAAGAAGGAGUGUGGAGAACUUCUGCCAUGGUCUCUAGAUGGGGGCAGUACAUGAGUCGCUUUGCAUCACGGUUUGCCACUGAUCAAUCAGUCAAUCCCAAUAAUGUAUUACCACAAGGUGAAAAUAGAACAGGAAAAAUACAGGAGCCUUUCAUUGCAGAAAAAGGGCCUCCAUUACAAGAGGCUGAUGAGUUCCUGCAAGAGGCUUUCAGUGAAAUUCAUACUCCCAAUGGAGUAUAUCAAAAAGCAGUCUCCCCAGAAAGUAACAGUGAUGACUUGAAUGUCUAUGGGGUCAACAAUGACCUUUCCAGACAUUCAUCAGAGGAUGCAUUCAAUGAUGGUGCAAGACCAGCAGGACACUUCUAUGAGGAAACUCAUCCUUUGAAGGCUCAGGUUCCUCCUUGCAAUGUUUUCUCAAGAAAAGAAAUGUCUAUAUUUUUGAGGAGUAAAAAUAUCUCUCCUCCAACAUAUUUUAGUUAUCAGUUCAAAAGGCUGGAAAAAGAAAAACUGCCAGUUUCAAGAGAGACAAUUAGAACAGUUUGGAGAAGUGAGAUAGUUGGUGGUAGUGAUCCUCUUCCAAGCAUUGUGGAGAGAGAAAAUCCCAAUGGUUCACUCAGAGGGGAACAUCAAGAUCAGGAAAAGCAAAGUCUAGGUACCAGCAAUGAGAAGUACAUGAAUGAUGCCAUUUCUAUUGUUAUUGAUCCAAAUGUGAAUGGAUUUGGGGAGGAGGAGAGGUGUACUUUGACUGAAACUAAUGACACCACUUUAACCAAGAAUGUUGGUUCGCAUGCCAUGUCUACACCUUCUAGGGAGAAUCAGAAGACCAAUAGGAAGCCCUCCUCAGUGUCUAAUGAUGAUGACUUGGGGUCAAUUGAAGGAGAUAUGUGUGCUUCUGCAACUGGUGUUGUGCGGGUGCAGUCAAGAAAGAAAGCAGAGAUGUUUUUAGUGAGAACAGAUGGAUUCUCCUGCACCAGAGAAAAGGUGACUGAAGCCUCCUUGGCUUUCACACAUCCUAGCACCCAGCAACAGAUGCUUAUGUGGAAGUCAAGACCAAAGACUGUAUUAUUAUUGAAGAAGCUCGGGCAGGAACUAAUGGAAGAAGCUAAAGAGGUUGCUUCUUUCUUAUAUUACAAAGAGAAAAUGAAUGUCCUUGUUGAACCCAAUGUGCAUGACAUAUUUUCUAGAAUCCCAGGCUUUGGAUUUGUUCAAACCUUUUAUAGUCAGGAUACCAGUGAUCUCCAUGAGAGGGUUGAUUUUGUGGCAUGCUUGGGGGGAGAUGGGGUUAUAUUGCAUGCAUCAAAUUUGUUUAGAGGUCCUGUCCCCCCUGUUGUAUCAUUUAAUCUUGGAUCUCUUGGAUUUCUCACUUCCCACACUUUUGAAGACUACAGGCAGGACUUGAAACAAGUGAUCCAUGGAAAUAACACAGCAGAUGCCGUCUACAUAACUCUUAGGAUGCGACUCCGAUGUGAAAUUUUUCGAAAUGGUAAAGCAGUUCCUGGGAAAGUAUUUGAUAUCCUGAAUGAGGUUGUUGUUGAUAGGGGUUCCAAUCCAUACCUUUCUAAGAUUGAAUGUUAUGAACAUGAUCGACUUAUAACCAAGGUGCAAGGUGAUGGAGUUAUAGUAGCCACACCUACAGGGAGUACUGCUUACUCUACAGCUGCUGGAGGUUCCAUGGUUCAUCCAAAUGUUCCUUGCAUGCUUUUUACACCAAUCUGUCCACACUCCCUCUCAUUUAGGCCAGUUAUUCUUCCAGAUUCUGCGAGGCUUGAAUUGAAGAUCCCAGAUAACGCUAGAAGUAAUGCAUGGGUUUCUUUUGAUGGGAAGAGAAGGCAGCAACUUUCAAGGGGGGAUUCUGUUAGAAUAUCCAUGAGCCAGCAUCCCCUUCCAACAGUCAACAAAUCAGAUCAAACAGGUGAUUGGUUCCACAGCUUGAUUCGCUGCCUAAAUUGGAAUGAGAGACUUGAUCAGAAAGCCCUGUAGUGUCUCUGAAACUGAACAUCAUUUUUCUCCAUCCACGGUACAGGAAGCAGGUUUGUCUGAAUUACUGACUUACCCAUACAUACUUAAAAUUGAAACAGCCAUCGAUGAUGCUUGAAUAUACAUAGAGUGAAUGUAUUCAUUUUUCAAACAUCUUAGUUAGAUCAUUAAUUGAAAG